GCUACCCAUCCAACAAUUUUCCGUGCCAGAUUUUGCCUUUUCCAAGUCCUCGUCUUCAAUAUAUGCAUCAUCUUUCGAUAACAUGGGCCUGUCCCACAAGUUAUAAAUGUUGGCCCUGGUUCUACUGUAAAUCUUUCUGUAACCCCCAUUCGACGUGGUCCCAAUCGCCGACAAAGACGCAAGGCUGCUGCCAAGCUUGCUGCUGCUGCUGCUGCUGCUGCUGCUGAUAAAGGAGCUGCUGAAAAAGGAGCUGCCCAAAAAAUCACUCGAAGCCGCUAAACCUAAUCUCGAAAAUGCCAAUUAUGAUUCCGAAACUGCCAAUCACCAUUCCGAAGCUGUUAAUCCUCCUCUCGAAAUCUCUAACCAUUCAUCAAAUGCUGCAAAGCCUACCACGAAACCUGCUACCGAAUCUGCCAUCAAGUCUGCUGCUGAAAAGGUUGUUAACAAUGUGAGAUAGCCUUGAGUGAUGAAGAUGGCAUGGAAAUUGACCAUGAGAAUUGCUGGAAGGAUUCUAUAACAUACUAUAAUCACAUUUGCUGCCAAUACAAAUCUACA
Messenger RNA from Botrytis cinerea B05.10, 555 nucleotides. RefSeq lists its product as hypothetical. The transcript has 3 exons. Bases 63 to 227 code for a protein of 54 amino acids. The record is from RefSeq and is a predicted model, not a curated record. NCBI's taxonomy places the organism in Eukaryota, Fungi, Ascomycota, Leotiomycetes, Helotiales, Sclerotiniaceae.